This is a messenger RNA of Xyrauchen texanus (razorback sucker), 1393 nucleotides long. RefSeq names its product phosducin-like (gene pdcl). The record is from RefSeq and is a predicted model, not a curated record. Gene Ontology annotation, biological process: regulation of G protein-coupled receptor signaling pathway. NCBI's taxonomy places the organism in Eukaryota, Metazoa, Chordata, Actinopteri, Cypriniformes, Catostomidae.
AUGACCACGCUGGAUGAUAAGACUGGGGAGAAGCUGCAGUAUUACUACAGCAGCAGUGAGGAUGAGGAGAGUGACCAUGAGGAAGAGGAGAACACUUCCAAAACCAUCCGCGAUCAGGAAGUGCUGGACGUGGAAAUCAACUACAGCGGAGAUGGCAGUUCGGUCAACACUGGGCCCAAGGGUGUGAUUAAUGACUGGCGUAAAUACAAGCAGUUGGAGAAUGAGCAGCGUGUGGAGCAGCAGAAAGAGAUGGAGCGACUCAUCAAGAAACUCAGCAUGACCUGUAAAUCACACCUGGAUGAAGAGGCCGACAAACAGAAAGAGAAAGACCUGCAGGACAAGAUCGCAGGCAAAAUGCCCCUUCGUGUGGAUGAGGAAGAUGAAGAUGAUGAUGAUGAUGAGGCCUUCCUCCAGCAGUACCGUCUGCAGCGCAUGGAGGAGAUGAGGCGACAUCUGUGUGGGGGGCGGCGCUUUGAGAAGGUGAUUGACAUCUCUUCAGGGGAGGAGUUUCUGCGUGCUGUCGACGAGGAGGGCAAGAACACUCUGGUGCUGGUCCACAUCUACGAGCCAGAGGUGCCCGCCUGCCAGUCCAUGGAGGGCAGCCUGCUCUGCCUGGCGCUACAGUAUCCAAUGGUGAAAUUCUGUCGUGUCAGGGGCUCUGCGGUGGGCACCAGCGCUCUGUUCCGCAGCUCAGCUCUGCCAGCCCUGCUGCUGUACCGCGGAGGGGAGCUGGUAGGCAAUCUGGUGCGUGUGUCCGAUCAGCUUGGUGAUGAUUUCUACGCCACAGAUGUCGAAGCGCUACUGCAGGAGUACGGCCUGCUUCCAGAGAAAUACACACAGCCAAACACACACUCCUCUAUUCGAAAUGCAGCUGUCACUCACCCCAGUGACUCAGACAGCGACCUGGAUAUAGACUAAAUGUGAUGAUACAACUGUUCAUACACACACACACAUACUUAUAGAGGAAUAAACACUCUUGAAUACAUUCACGUCAUGAUUCAGACCCAAUACUGUGACCAGAAACAUAGUGGUUGCAAAUGCACAUAUACUGAUGUAAACAUUGGAUCUUUAUACAAAUGUUACGGCUCUCAGAUCACGACUACUGGACCAAAAGAACAGACCAGAUGUGUGUGUGUGUGUGUGUGUGUGUGUGUCUAAUUUCAGAAAACUCUAGAAUCAGGAGUGUUUCUUUAUGCAAACAAAAAUGCUAAACCCUUCCGAGAACCCGAGAACCCUGCAUUAAUUUUUCACUAUUUAUUCUAGUUUUCGAAUGAUGUAUUUGUUUACUUGUUUGUUGUCAUUUGGACCUCUUUGUUUGCUUUACCCUCUGUUAUUUUCAUACAUUUUAUAAGCAUAUCCAUAAUGAUGAAUGCAAAAUAAAAAAAAAACUUAA